Messenger RNA from Rhododendron vialii, 1976 nucleotides. RefSeq lists its product as uncharacterized. The transcript is spliced from 3 exons. The coding region runs from base 523 to 1644 and encodes 373 amino acids. The record is from RefSeq and is a predicted model, not a curated record. Lineage: Eukaryota; Viridiplantae; Streptophyta; Magnoliopsida; Ericales; Ericaceae.
GAGAAAUAUAGAAUGGGGUUAGAAUUUGAGUGAAUAAUUACUAUCUUCAUAAUCAAACGGAAUUAGAAGUACUUUUUCUGUCCAUUUAUCUUGGCUUGAUUCAUUGCAUUCAUGAAUUUUUUUGUUUGAUUCUUCGGGCUCCUUCCGAUCUGCUUGACAUCAUUUCCCUCUACUCCAAGUAUUCCGAAGUAUGUUCUUCCUAUUGUGGUUCACUGGUUCUUCAAGUGCAUUAUUAUCCGAGCUUCAGGGCACUGGGUCUUUCCCAUUGAUAACCAUGACAUGUCCUUACACUUCCGAGAUUUUCAGAUAAUCAUCUGCAUGUUUUUCCUUUUUUGACAGCACCCAAUUGGUCUUCUGCAGAGUAAUGAUGAAGAAGAUUUAUGUUUUGGGAACGGUGGUUCUAAGAGCUCCCAGGCUAAGAAGCCACCGAACAAAAAUCUGCCUUCUUCCAUUCCAACACCUUCAGCAACACCAGUUCUGAGGUCAUCUACAAAAGCUUCUAACACUAGUUCUGGGCGACGAAUGUUGCAGCCUGAAAAUGCUCUGGCACAUUCAGUCCCCAACUUUUCUGAUUUGAGAAAAGAAAACCCGAAGCCUAAUUCUGCAGUUUCCAAAACAGUAACUCGGCCGCCAGCAAAAAUCCAUGCCCGCAGCAAAAGUAGCAUCGAAAAUAUAAUCGUUGUUAAGGAAGAGAGGAAGCCACACUGCUCACAGUCUCUAAAGAAAAGCGCCGUGGUUCCCACUGAGUUGGGCUUAGUUUUGACAGCAUCAAAAUGUGAUAAAUCUGACAGCUUUUCACAAAAUGCAGAGUCAAAGCCGCUCCUUAGGAAAGGUAGUAGGUUAGGGCCUGGUGCUGGAGCUGUUGUGGCCACGAUGAAGAGUUCAGUGGAACCCGAGACUGUGAACUCUGAAGUAAAGUUGGACGAAUUGGCCUUUGAUCCCGAUGUGGCUGAAAAUGAAGACAACAAAGAGUCUGAAACCGCAAAAACUGAAGAUCAUGUGAAUGUGGACAAUGUAAAACCAAAACUCAGCCAUGAAACUGGAAAGUUGGUUGAUUCUGGGUCAGAAGGUGGUGAUGCUUUGAGAUCUUCUUCACGAAUGGAAACUUCUUCUGUGGCUGUAUUGCCGCCUUCUAUGCCUUCUACCAACCACCCUGAUGGUUCUGUGCAAAAUUCCCCUGCAGAAAGCCCUGUGUCAUGGGAUUCACAUGCGCAACAUGCAUUUUCUUAUGCACAUGAGACAUCUGAUAUUGAUGCCUCUCCAAUAGGAAGCCCUGCUUCUGGAAAUUCAGGCUCUCUUAAUCAAAUUGAGGCUGGUGCUGCUCGAAUGAGGAAGAAAUGGGGUAGCACUCAGAAACCAAAUCUUCUUUAUAAUUCUUCCCAUGGUCACUCUCAGAAGGAUGUGUCAGGUGGGUUUAAAAGGUUCCUACGCUUCGGAAGGAAAAGUCGUGGCACUGAUGAUAGCUUCAAUGAAAGCGAGUAUUUUAGCGAACAAGUUCAAGCGUUGAGGAGUUCUAUCCCUACACCUCCGGUGAAUUUUAAAUUGGGGGAACACCAUUUGUCUGGACAUUCAAUAAAAACCCCAAGAUCAUUAUUUUCUUUGUCAUCAUUUCGGAGCAAGGGAAACGAUUCAAAGCCUAGAUAACUGUCUGCGAAUAGUGCUGCAAAUUAAGGACGAUAAAAUAUAUUGACAGCAAGUUGUUGAGCUGUGCAACAGACAAGCAUCUGCUGAAGCUGCUGCGGUGUUAUUUAUAUCUCCAUGGACAUUUUUAAAUGUUAAACUUCUACAUCGGUUUGAGGGAAAAGUUGCCUAUUGGCAUCUUGUCUAUGUUUUUUGGUAGUGGAAGCAUUCUUUUCUCAGCUUAAUUUAGACUGGACUCGUGUGUGAUGUAUAUUAGAUAUUAAACUCUUGUUGUAUGCAGAAGAAAAGAAAAUUUUAAGGUGAGUAAUGUACUUACGCGUUUUUCACUAUUUUUG